AACCAGUGCUUUUGGAAGCUGCACUUGAGGAAAAUAGUGAACUUGAAGCUCUGAGAGAACUGGAUGGAACCUUUCAAUCUGGUGGUAUUUUGGAGGCGGGAUGCCAGGACGAGCUGGUCGCAAGAUUGUUGAGUGUCUGGCUUCGCUUGAUAUGCCGCGAGAGGAAGCAAACUGGAGGUAUCAUUUUCAAUCCGUCGGCUGGUCCUCAACUUUCUCGAUGA
This is a messenger RNA of Ambispora gerdemannii, 221 nucleotides long. Lineage: Eukaryota; Fungi; Glomeromycota; Glomeromycetes; Archaeosporales; Ambisporaceae. The record is from the annotation of a GenBank genome assembly.